AUGAAGCAGAACCUGCUGUAUCACGAAGCCUACGGCGCGGAGUGGGGCCUCCGGCCGGAGCACUUCGCCCCCCGGACGGAGGCGCUUCGACACCACAACCAGAUCGUGGCUCAGAGGCAGAUGCUGGCGUUCGCAGAGCAGAACCUACGGCUGGAUGACGAGGGACCAGAAGCAGAGUCGCCUGAUGCUGAGUUUGAAGGUCUGGGAGACUACGAGGAGUGGAUCUACGCCGACUGGAGGCAGGAAAAGGGCAAAGGAGACGCCGGGGAGUGGGACGCGUGAGGAGACGAGAGCAGGAACACAUCACUGGGUCAUUGGUCCUAUUUGGCUCUAAAACCUCUCAAACAGUGGCAUCGGCCCAACAAGCGUGCGCCGUUUGAUUCAGCGACUCACGAGACGGGCGAAAUCCUCCAGUAGAUGCAUUUUAUUGUACAUAAUGAGAAAAGGAACCGGGACAAACCGGGUUCCUGUUUGCUCGGAUUUCAUUCCAUUCCCCCACAAACCUGCAGGAGCAUCACUGGUCUGCGGUAAAUAUUCAGAAGUAUUUACAAAUCUGCCCUAGACCGUGUAGGAAUCAGUCACAGGUAUAAACAUGCUAAUGCGUCACGUUCAGGACAGAUGACUCCCUGCUGGGAAAGAACACACAGCCACGCUUUCCCACUUACUGUAUGAUUUAAUGAGCUCUCAUGGACAGUGGGAGCAUUGACACUGUAUAUAAACAAAGGCCGACGCCGCCGACGCGGGAGAUCACAGACAGCGGUGGAGGACGAAAUGUGACCUGAGCUUCGAGCCGAGCUUCUGAUUGUACGGUGUUCACAGGACAGAGGGUUUGAUGAAAGGGUUAAUGCGCUUCACUGGCUCGUCCUGAUUCGUCGUUUCAGUGCAGCAGCGGACGCUCAUUCCUGUGGCGCUACUGCAGGUCGACUGGCAGUGUAACGUGGAUCUUCCUGCUCCUGUGCUACUGAACGUUUUGAUCGUGACUGGUGAUAUGAAGCUCCCAACAUGUCUAACGUUAAAAGAAGAACUAACAUUUAUUGCUUUAAGUCUUAUGAAUUUGAAUCCUUGGUUAUUUAAGCAUAUUAAAAUGGUCUUAAAUUCUA
This is a messenger RNA of Betta splendens (Siamese fighting fish), 1100 nucleotides long. RefSeq names its product endoplasmic reticulum protein SC65-like. Gene Ontology annotation, molecular function: collagen binding. The record is from RefSeq and is a predicted model, not a curated record. Lineage: Eukaryota; Metazoa; Chordata; Actinopteri; Anabantiformes; Osphronemidae. Gene Ontology annotation, biological process: collagen fibril organization; peptidyl-lysine hydroxylation. Bases 1 to 282 code for a protein of 93 amino acids. Gene Ontology annotation, cellular component: endoplasmic reticulum. The transcript is spliced from 3 exons.